This is a messenger RNA of Scophthalmus maximus (turbot), 1111 nucleotides long. It is a transcript of the gene ppifa, whose product is annotated as peptidylprolyl isomerase Fa. Gene Ontology annotation, molecular function: peptidyl-prolyl cis-trans isomerase activity. Lineage: Eukaryota; Metazoa; Chordata; Actinopteri; Pleuronectiformes; Scophthalmidae. Bases 186 to 758 code for a protein of 190 amino acids. The transcript is spliced from 6 exons. The record is from RefSeq and is a predicted model, not a curated record. Gene Ontology annotation, biological process: protein peptidyl-prolyl isomerization; protein folding.
AGAAGAAGAAGAAGAAGACGACCAGGAAGAAGAAGAAGAAGAAGAAGAAGAAGAAGACGACGACGACCGAAAAAGAAGAAGAAGAAGAAGACGACGACCAGGAAAAAGAAGAAGAAGAAGAAGAAGUGCCAUGUAAACACCAGAAGUGGUACAGUAGCGUGCAGGUGCGGUCCAGCCGAGUCGCGAUGAUGCAGAUGAAGAGCCGUGUGAGAUACAGCUCCGUGGGCAUCGCCGCCGCCCGGCUCUUCUCCUCCGCUCCCGCCCGGAACCCCGCGGUGUUCCUGGACGUCGAGGCGGACGGCGAGCCGCUCGGCAGGGUGGUCAUCGAGCUGAACGCGGACGUCGUGCCCAAGACCGCGGAAAACUUCAGAGCGCUGUGCACAGGGGAACACGGCUUUGGCUACAAGGGGUGUGUGUUUCACAGGAUUGUGCCCGAGUUCAUGUGUCAGGGCGGAGAUUUCACCAAACACAACGGCACAGGAGGGAAAUCUAUAUACGGGAAAACGUUCAAAGAUGAGAACUUCAAAUUGAAACACAGCGGUGCAGGAACCCUUUCCAUGGCAAACUCGGGGCCGCACACCAACGGCUCCCAGUUCUUCAUAUGCACGACGAAAACCCAAUGGCUGGACGGUAAACACGUGGUGUUCGGGCAGGUGAGGGAAGGCAUGGACGUGGUCACCAAGAUGGAGUCCUUCGGUUUGCACGACGGCGGAGUGAUCAAAAAGAUUGUCGUCACUGACUGUGGGGAGGUGACAUAAUGCCUGAGCUCACGUGGACUUCUGUGUGCAGCUUUUUGUCAUUUUGAAUCUGUCUUAUCAUCCUGUAUCCACGAUACCUUCGAGGAGGAGCUGCCACAGGUGGGGAUGUUCUUCCCUAAAAUCUUAUAUGUCUGCCGUUGGUUAUGAUGUUCAAACAUCCAUAGUUUUUUCCUUUCAGGCACAAAAUCCGGUUUGAAAUGUUGUUUACGAAAAGACUGGGUGUUACACUAACACAUUUCUAUCUUUUUGAUACAAAUCUCUUGCUUUUUCUAAGUUGUAACUGCCUCCCGACAGUUGUUUUUGUGCGAUCACUCACCGUUUACCGCCAAAUAAAUAAGCAUUUUCCGAUUUUA